AUGCGCAUCUUCUCCUCCUUGCUCCUCCUGGCCGCGUCGGCGUCGGCAGCAACACCAGCAAGAGGACGUCCGGGACACAAAUGUCUCGUAUCGGGCGACGAAUCGGCAAUCAACACGGCCCUCGCCAGCGGCGGCAGAGGCGCAACGGUACUUCUGUGUCCUGGAUCCGUACACCGUCUCGCCUCCCCAGUGCGAUUUACAGCGCCAGAGCAGACUCUGACGACGGCCGGCAAGGCGACGGGCCAUGACCGCGCGCUCCUCACUGUCGAGGGGGCGGACAUGGCCACUGCCAUCUUCGCCGACUGCAAACAGUGUGGCCAAGCCACAAUCUCAAACUUGGCGAUUGACGGGAACCGUCCCCAGCUGCUGCGUGUGCCCAACGGCGGAGCGCUCAUCGAAAUCGGCAACGCCGAGGGGCAGAGGGUCACUGGCUGUCGCCUGUACGAGCCCCGUGGAUGGAGUGCACUGCAUGUGCGUGAGGGCGAUUCGCUCAACUGCCGCCAGUCGUACAUUGCCGACAACACCAUUGGACCUUGUGGCGAAGAAUGGGACACCGACUAUGAUGGAUUCAUCGAGAAAUCGCCUCCUUGGGGCAACCCACGUGCCGACGGUAUCAGUGUGGCGUGCAAGGACUCACUCGUUGAGCGUAACGUCGUCUUUGACACGACGGACGGUGCGAUUGUUCUGUUCGGCUCGGCCGGCACCGAGGUGCGCGAUAACGAUAUUUACUCGCGCACACGUAUAGUCUUGGGUGGUGUCAACCUCGUCGACUACGACCCAUGGGCGGGCGACUACACCGGAGUCAAGGUCCACCACAACCGCCUCCAUGCCCUUGGCCGCUACUUCAAGGUCGGCAUCGUCCUUGGCCCCUCGUCCUGGAGCGACGACACGGAAACGACGGUGCACGGCGCCGAGGUGAGCGACAAUGUCUUUGACGGCCAACACUUCGGCUACGCCAUUGUCGUUGCCAGUUCGUCCGAGAUGACUGUCGUGCGCAACACGGUCACCGAGGACUCGCAGUUCACCGGAGUGCCUGGAUACGACUGCCCGACCGCGCCCGAAAAUGGCAAACCCACCGCCUUCCUCAUCAACCGUGGCAGUGCGCAAGGCACGUACCAAGAGGACUUUGUCAAUGGCGAGGUGCAGCACAUCAUUUGUGUCCUCCCUCCCGAUGCCAACGGCCGGCCUUACCGUCCGUGGCGCAUGCGCGACUCGCCUGCAUCCAUCGCCGCGGCCGACGCCGAGGAACGCGAGGGCGCUGUAGAGCUGGAAGGCCGCCUUGCGGACGCCCUUGUGGGAUACCAGCAUACGCUCAUGGCAGCCAUGGGUGCGGUUGAGAAACGUCUUGACAAUGGCAGUGUGGCACUGAAAAAGGCCGGAGCGACAUCCGCGCCUGCUGCCAAAACCCCUCAAAAGGCGUACAAGGCCGAUACACCUCGUGGCCAACCUGUCGGCAACGCCGGGCCAGCAUCCGGGGUCGUCGGCGCCCGCCUGGCUGCGCUGGAGGCAUUCGGUGCCACCCUCCAUGGCGACGUGCAGGGCAUGUCCCUGCAGCUCGACACGCUCGCGACCCGUAUCCGCGCCAGUGCCGAGGACAACCGCCCCGUCAUCCAAGAGGUGUACAACCGCCUCGUGGCCGCGCGCAAGGAUGCCAGGGACGCGAAGACCGACCGUUCCAGCCCGCCAGCAAAGGCCAAGGCCAAUGUCAAGAGCAAGGGCAAGAGCAAGAGCAAGAGCAGCACGCGUAAGCGCAAGUCGACGUCUGAUGGCGACCACGCUUCUGAGCGCGCAGACACGAGCCUCGCAGCCGACACUGGCCGCGGCAUCGCGCGUUUCAUCAGCACCACAUCCUUCCUCUUGGUGGCGGGCGUGGUCGCCAUCCUCGUCGUGGUUGCGCGACGAUGGGUGAGGAGGGACAGGAACGACAAGAGGCUGCCAUAG
Messenger RNA from Apiotrichum porosum, 1941 nucleotides. RefSeq lists its product as uncharacterized. Bases 1 to 1941 code for a protein of 646 amino acids. NCBI's taxonomy places the organism in Eukaryota, Fungi, Basidiomycota, Tremellomycetes, Trichosporonales, Trichosporonaceae. The transcript has 7 exons. The record is from RefSeq and is a predicted model, not a curated record.